Molecule: messenger RNA, 1711 nt
Organism: Corythoichthys intestinalis (scribbled pipefish)
Lineage: Eukaryota; Metazoa; Chordata; Actinopteri; Syngnathiformes; Syngnathidae
Gene: slc25a55a
Product: solute carrier family 25 member 55a
Exons: 9
Coding region: 192-1196 (334 amino acids)
Biological process (GO): aspartate transmembrane transport; malate-aspartate shuttle; L-glutamate transmembrane transport
Molecular function (GO): L-aspartate transmembrane transporter activity; L-glutamate transmembrane transporter activity
Source: RefSeq, a predicted model, not a curated record
GGGGCGGAGUUUGCGUUCUCGAUUGUCAAGACUCAAUGGAAAUUUCCAGUCUUUUUGUAGCGUUACUUCAGCAGAGACGGUUGUCUGACUUCUCGGGAAUUAAACAACACCUUAUAUAAAAUAAUAACCACGCGGCAACUUUAGAAUUCCAUUUCACGCGAGGUUCAGUUCUACAUAAUAUCUCAGUCAUCAUGUCUCAGCACCAGAUCAGCCUUCCAGCCAAGCUCAUCAACGGCGGCAUCGCCGGCAUUGUGGGUGUUACUUGUGUCUUUCCCAUUGAUUUGGCAAAGACCAGAUUACAGAACCAACGACAGGGGCAGCAAGUCUACAAAAGCAUGAUGGACUGCCUUGUGAAAACUGUUCGAUCCGAGGGAUACUUUGGAAUGUAUAGAGGCGCCGCCGUUAAUUUGACGCUCGUGACGCCCGAGAAGGCCAUCAAACUGGCCGCCAACGACUUUUUCCGACACCAUUUUGCUAAAAAUGGUCAGGGUCUCACAGUGUUUAAGGAAAUGUUGGCUGGGUGCGGCGCUGGCAUGUGUCAAGUGAUUGUCACAACGCCAAUGGAGAUGCUCAAGAUCCAGUUGCAGGAUGCAGGACGACUAGCCGCCCAGCAACAAAAGCCAGUCAUGGCAUCAGCCGUCAAGCAGGUGGCCACCAACCCGCUGCUUAGCCGCUCGUACAACUCUGGAACCAUCACCGCCAUUGCGGCGCCGCAAACUGUGUCGGCCACGCAGAUUGCCAAAGAGCUCCUCCGAACUCAAGGCGUCCAGGGGCUCUACAAAGGCCUUGGGGCCACGCUUAUGAGGGAUGUCCCCUUCUCAGUGGUCUACUUCCCGUUGUUCGCCAACCUGAACAAACUGGGAAGGCCGAGUCCCGACCAAUCAUCACCCUUCUACUGGGCCUUCCUUUCAGGUUGCACGGCAGGUUCCGCCGCCGCAGUAGCCGUCAACCCCUGUGACGUGGUGAAAACCAGAUUGCAGUCACUUAACAAAGGCUCUGCUGAGGAAACUUACAGUGGAGUUGUAGAUUGCAUCAACAAAAUCCUGCACAAGGAAGGACCAUCCGCCUUCCUGAAGGGUGCCGGCUGCAGAGCACUGGUCAUCGCGCCUCUGUUCGGCAUAGCCCAAGUUAUGUACUUUGUAGGCGUAGGCGAGUACAUCCUGGACAACUCUCCUCUCAGCAUUCUGUCGCCGUGAGAGAUCACUGCUACAUGCAAAGGGGACUGCUCAAAACCAAUAAGGAUUCCUGUGACUGGCAGCUACGUUCUAUCAGUUUACAUCCACUCAAGCAAGAAGGAAGAAGAGUUGUGUUGCACUUGAAACACUUCGGCUUCACUCAUGCUCAACAUCGGCCAGCAUUUGACGGUUGGUUGCUUUGUCGAGCGCGGAGUGGCUGUUACGCCUUUUUUGUGUGUGUGUGUCCUAGCAGCUCUUUUUUCCACCUCCGUGAGGGCGGGAAGAGCUCAAAACUUUCUAUAUUUGUUACUGUGGCACCAGUGAAGGCCACCCAUGAAGCCAUUUUUAAGUGUACAGGGCUUUGUUACCAGCAUGUCAAUGUAAGUCUUCAUGUUUGUUUACCUGUUUUGUCCGGCAUUUUCACAAAAAUGAAAUUACAUCCUGCAGCGAUGCCUUUCCGUUAAAAAUAUUCCUACACUGUACAUGCAACUUUUGGUACUGUGUAUGAUACACAUGUAUUAAAUAAUGCAAUACGA